AUGCCGAGGCAUUUUCACGGAGAGGGCGUCAGCAGGUGGAAGAGAAUAGCAUGGCAUGCCACGGCGGGCCAUAAGGCGUAUUCCGGUUCUACGAGGGCAGUGCGAGAAGCCUACAUUAACCCAUUGAUUUCCCCGUCUCUGCCAUCUCUUUUUGCAGUCCAGUUGUAUAGCCAGAAGCUAGCGGAGAACUUCUCGAAUACUCUCAGUGAUUUCCACGCGCUAGAAAUGGCUACUCUUGCCUUCAAACCUUAUACUUAUAAGCCAACUGCUCCGCGCUCCAAGAGCACAGCAACCUACCGCAGACCUGCUGCGGAACAGGCCCGGAAUUCGAGCACUGUUUUCGGCGGUAGCGACAAAGCAAAUAAUAACGAAACCGACGACAACGACCGAGACCUCCCCACAAUCGAAGAAUUGCUGUUCACCAAUCUACAAGCGCAGGGCUUUACAACCGGGGAUCGAGGCCUAGAUAAGACGAGCGGAGUUGAGGAGGUAGCUGCAGAUGAGAAUGAUCCAAUUGUCCUCCUGGGCGACAGCAAUUUGAGUGCCUCCGAAGCCGAAGCCAAUGACGUUAGUCUUUGCGCCGAAAGUGCAAUAGUACCAGGCGCUAGACUUUUCGAUAGCCCAGAGACAGCCAUCGACUCGACAACUCCGGCCCCUCCUCGCAGUUCCGAUGGGUGGUACGAUAUUGAUGACUUCCUCGAGCCGGCUCCGCGCUCACAGCUUGCGGAACAAGGAGCUUCGACGCCAGACUCUUUGCCUCCUCAUACCCCUUCUUUGCGCCUCUCGAGCGAGCCAUUAUACGAUAAGGAUCGUCUUUAUACCGGUCGAGGCGUGGCAGACGAACACGAGCUGGUUGACCAUACCCUCAACACUCUCUUUAUUGAUGAAGGGGUGAUAAAGCAGCAAGAGGUGGAGCAGGAGCAGAAGAAGGACGAAGGCAAUACUAAGGAUGAAGACGAGGGGCCGCAGCAAGAGAUGAAUGUUGUGGCACCAGUAGUAAUGGCUGAAAGGGCUAGUAGAAGUCUAAGACUAGCCAACCGACGGCAAUCGCUUCCUAACCUCAACUCAUCUCCAGAGCCGAGUUAUAACGAGGUAGGAAGCCGAAGCGGUGGUAAUAGCGACGACGAGCUCAAUAGCACCAACUCGGCCGAGGAUAAUGAGAAGAAAUCACGUCCUGCUAAGCGGAAGCAGCUGUCCUCAUCUCACGAUGGCCCAAUACGCAAGAAGCCCAGGCGCCCUCUUCAGGAAAGCUCUUCCUGCCAGCGUAGACCUCUCUCCAAGCCCCAUCGCCAAUACCUUAAGUCACACUCCCCUCUCGACCAGUGUUCAAGAGUCGCUACGAGCUCGAGUACCAAGGGCCAAUUGCCUUCACCAGCGCCUUCUAUACUACAAAGCAUAGAUACAAAGAUGUCGCUUAGCAACUCUAACCUUAGCCCAUCAUCUAGAGCUACGCCACCGACGCUGACCGAGAUCACAUUCCGUCCGCACUCCGCAUACUGCUACUCCUUCACGGCGACGAUCCGGGACGGUUGUAACGGGCGAGGAGUCUCUCUCGCCCAGCUAGCUCGACUCAUCGCGAGCACCGGUCACAUAGGGAAGAUUAACGACUUCACCAUCAAGCCGAUUGAGCAACAUUCGUACCUCUUGAGUGGCUUCAGCCGGCAUACAUCGUCAUCGAUUACCGCAGAGGCAGGCCGUGACCACGUCGAUGCGACGCGUACCCGACCCCAGGAUAGCAAAGUCGUUGAUGCUGGAGCCUUUAUAUCGCGGGGGAGUGAGCCCUCAAGUAGCGAUGACGAUGAGAGUGGAUUGAGCGACAGCGAUCCCGAACUCGGCAGCGACUGUGACAGUGACGGAUGUUCGAGCGAGGACGAGCUGGGCCGUUCGGGCUCGAGGAUGAAUGUCCCAUGGGAUCCUAUAGACGAGCAGCGCUUGCUGGCGUACAAGAAGGAGGGCAAGUCGUGGAAGUGGAUCUUCCGCCAGUUCCCAGGCAGGACUCAGCCUGCAGUACGCACACGUUUGAACAUCGUACAGGCCAGAGGCGAGUAG
Molecule: messenger RNA, 2049 nt
Organism: Mollisia scopiformis
Lineage: Eukaryota; Fungi; Ascomycota; Leotiomycetes; Helotiales; Mollisiaceae
Exons: 5
Coding region: 1-2049 (682 amino acids)
Source: RefSeq, a predicted model, not a curated record